CGCGUGUUGUUUUCUGUCAUAAACACGCACCACCGCUUGAUGUUGGUGGUUCGAUUUCUGUGCUUUUGGACGAUUAAACAAGAAAAUUAUUGUUGUUUUGUUCAUAUUGGGUGUUAAACCGCGUGCAUAAGAUGGCCAUGUACGUGUUGUACGAGCACGCGGCCGGGUAUGGGCUGUUCAGCGUGAAGGAGUUUGAGGAAAUCGGUAUGCUGCUGCCGCAGGUAGAAGCAUCGGUUUUGGACCUUUCUCGUUUCAAUGCCAUCGUGAAGCUGGUCGGUUUUCAUCCGUUCAAGACGGCCAUGGCUGCGCUGAACAAUGUCAACGCCAUCUCCGAGGGUUUGCUGCCGGACGACCUGUCCGCCUUCCUGGACACGACGCUGCCUAAGUCGUCGAAGAAGAAGGUCACACUGGGUGUGGCCGACGCGAAGCUUGGUGCUGCAAUCUCCGAGGCGCUGGAGGUCCAAUGUUCGCACAUUGGGGCCGUGCCGGAGAUUUUGCGCGGCAUCCGGCACCACUUCGUGAACAUGGUGAAGGGAUUCACGGACCAGUCGGCUGGUGUGGCGCAGCUCGGUUUGGGCCACAGCUAUUCGCGCUGCAAGGUGAAGUUUAACGUGCACCGUUCGGACAACAUGAUCAUCCAAUCGAUCGCCUUGCUGGACCAGCUGGACAAGGACGUCAAUACGUUCUCGAUGCGUAUCCGCGAGUGGUACUCGUACCACUUCCCAGAGCUGGUGAAAAUUGUCAACGACAACUAUCUGUUUGCUAAGGUGGCGCACUUUAUCAAGGAUCGUAAAUCGCUCACGCAAGAAAGUCUUGUCGGACUCGAGGAGAUCGUGAUGGACGCGGAGAAAGCACAGUCCAUCAUCGAUGCGGCAAAAAUGUCCAUGGGUAUGGACAUUUCCGUGAUCGACCUGCUGAACAUCGAAAUGUUUGCCAUGCGGGUGGUCCGGCUGUCCGACUACCGACAGGAACUGGCCGCUUAUCUAGGCUCGAAAAUGAACAGCGUCGCUCCGAACCUGCAGGCCCUAAUCGGCGAUCAGGUCGGUGCGCGGCUCAUCUCGAAGGCCGGCAGUUUGACCAAUCUGGCCAAGUUCCCCGCGUCGACGGUGCAAAUUUUGGGCGCCGAAAAGGCACUCUUCCGUGCGCUCAAGACCAAGAGCAACACACCCAAGUACGGUUUGCUGUUCAACUCUGCGUUCAUUUCACGCGCUACGCUAAAGAACAAGGGACGCAUUUCGCGUUUCCUGGCCAACAAGUGUACGAUUGCGUCCCGCAUCGAUUGUUUCACCGAAACACCCACCCAGGUGUUCGGUGAGGCACUCAAGCAGCAGGUUGAGGAUCGGCUGAAGUUCUACGAAAGCGGAACCGUCCCGCGCAAAAAUUUGGAUGUCAUGAAGGAGGCCCUCGAGGUGGUUCAGACGGAGGCGGCGCAGUCUAAGAAAAAGAAGAAAAAUAAGCGUGCGCUGGAGGAUACGAACGGUAGCGCGGCGGCAGAAGCAAACGGCAACGGUGUCGAUGGGCCGCAAAAGAAAAAGAAAAAGAAGAAGUUUAACGACACGAACGGAGAAGAUGCCGCCGACGAAUCGGUCCUGAACGAUUCGUCCGCCGUGGCCGACGUUUCGAACGGUGAGCUGAAGAAGAAGAAAAAAAAGAAAAACAAAAAUGGAACAGCUGAGGCAUAAUCCACUAGCAUUUUGUUGGUUUCUAAACGAUAGAUUAGUUUGUGGCAUAUAAGGCAUUGACAUAAUAAGAUACAUAGAAGUUACGGCCAGUUUAUAAUGGUCAGAAUUACCGAAAUCUUCUUUCAGCAAAUUUAUAUUUUCCUUUAUUUUACAUUCUUUUUUCAUGUAAAGUGUAUUCGAGCAUGGCAAUUCAGUGUACCGAAAUAAACUUAUCCUUACAAAUACACAA
This is a messenger RNA of Anopheles coustani, 1911 nucleotides long. RefSeq names its product nucleolar protein 56 (gene Nop56). Bases 132 to 1682 code for a protein of 516 amino acids. Gene Ontology annotation, molecular function: snoRNA binding. The record is from RefSeq and is a predicted model, not a curated record. Gene Ontology annotation, cellular component: box C/D methylation guide snoRNP complex; small-subunit processome. The transcript has 2 exons. Lineage: Eukaryota; Metazoa; Arthropoda; Insecta; Diptera; Culicidae.